Messenger RNA from Daphnia pulicaria, 1265 nucleotides. RefSeq names its product sodium/nucleoside cotransporter 2-like. The transcript has 8 exons. Gene Ontology annotation, biological process: nucleoside transmembrane transport. The coding region runs from base 122 to 1075 and encodes 317 amino acids. NCBI's taxonomy places the organism in Eukaryota, Metazoa, Arthropoda, Branchiopoda, Diplostraca, Daphniidae. Gene Ontology annotation, molecular function: nucleoside:sodium symporter activity. Gene Ontology annotation, cellular component: membrane. The record is from RefSeq and is a predicted model, not a curated record.
GUCGCCGGAUCAGAGUUCGUCUUCGGCUAUCUGGCUAAUGAUGAAAACACUGCUGGAAUAGCUUUGGGCACCAUAUUUGCUUUCAGAUUUUCUGAUUAACCUCCUCUACUAUUAUGGCGCUAUGCAAUGGACAGUCCAGAAACUCGGAUGGCUUCUGCAAGUUUCAGUCGGCACUACGGCCGCCGAGUCGAUGAACGCUGCGUCCAACAUCUUUUUAGGACAGACUGAAGCUCCGUUACUUAUCAAGCCGUUUCUUUCUAAAAUGACUAAAUCGGAAAUUCACGCUGUUUUCACUGCAGGAUUUGCCACCAUUGCAGGAUCUGAUUUGGCUGCGUAUACUGGAUUCGGCAUUAGCGCCUCCCAGUUACUCAGCGCAUCCGUCAUGGCCGCUCCCGCUUCUCUGGCCAUAGCCAAAUUGCUUUAUCCUGAAACGGAGAAAUCUCAGACAAAGGCCGGAGAUAUUAAAGUUCCUAAAGGAACCGAAGCCAACGCUUUGGAUGCUGCCGCCCAAGGAGCUGCAAAUGCCGUGCUAAUGGUCGCUCAUGUAAUCGCUAAUUUAAUCGCCUUUUUAGCAUUCAUCGCCUUCCUCAACGGAGUCAUUUCCUGGUACGGAAAUCUCCUGGGAGCGCCUUACAUAACAUUCGAAUGGAUUUUGAGUAAAAUCUUCAUCCCAGUAGCUUUCCUGAUGGGAGUGCCGCCAUCUGAAUGUGAUCUCGUCGCCAAUUUGGUGGCUAUUAAGACGAUCGUUAAUGAGUUUGCCGCUUACGGCAAACUGUCCGAAUACAUUGCACAGGGAGUUAUAUCGAAACGAGCUGAAACCAUCGCUACAUUCGCCUUGUGUGGAUAUGCAAAUCCCGGCUCCAUCGGUGCUCAAAUAGGAACGCUCUCCGCCAUGGCGCCUGAUCGACAAUCUGACUUCGCCAAAGUUGCCUUCCGCGCAUUUAUUGCCGGGAGCAUGGCCAAUUUUAUGAACGCUUGCGUUGCUGGUGCUCUGAUUUCGACCGUCUCUGAGGUGGUGCCCCCAUCGACUACUUAUGCGCCCAACAUGACUACCUUAAUGGGCUCCUAUUUCUAGCCACAUAUCGUAUAUGCUGUACAACACCCCGUGAAGACAAAUUGAAUCCUAUUUUGAACGAGCUAAAACUGGUAUUUUUCGGCUCGUGUCUAAUUAUUAGUAUUUUCUUAGUUGGCAGCCCUGUUGUAUUUACUUUGAUAGCAUAUGUGUGGGCUUUACGCCAAUAAUACAAUAUCCAGUUCACUCGACA